AUGACACGAUGUAUAAGUAAAAAAAUGCUUUUGGAGGUGGAUGCGCUAUCCUUGAUCUACUCCCCUCAUCUUUAUAUGUCAUAG
Molecule: messenger RNA, 84 nt
Organism: Saccharomyces cerevisiae S288C
Lineage: Eukaryota; Fungi; Ascomycota; Saccharomycetes; Saccharomycetales; Saccharomycetaceae
Gene: YJL136W-A
Exons: 1
Coding region: 1-84 (27 amino acids)
Source: RefSeq, marked reviewed